UUUUUAAAUGAAUGGGUUGCCUGACGCGACCCUGAAGUGUUUGCACGCAGCACGUUUGUUAUGUUUUCUUUUAAACAGGCAUGAGAAGAGGCAGCCCAGGGUCCUUCAGAGCCACCCCCGAGAGUAAAGAACUACAAACUGAGAGAAGGUCAGGAUGGUCCAAAACAUACUCAGUAAAGUCGUCGGCGCCAAGUACAUUGCUAUACUGAGGACGUGGGUACCAAAUCUGGCCGCCUGGGGAACAGUUGGCGGAGUGGCACUGGUUCACUUCACAGACUGGCGAUUAUUUCUUGACUAUGUGCCAUACAUUAGAGGGAAGUUCAAGGAUGAGUGAAGUCCCACCCAACUUAUUUGACCAGAACUUGGGAAUGGGCUCAUGGGUGGAUUGCUUACACAACGCAAGCUUAAAACUGGGAUACCCUGGCUCAACAGUCAGUCACUGAGGGGCUUGUUAGGAGUUUGGACACCAGGAUGCAAUCUGUGCAAAGUGCUGUCUUGAUACAGUAUUAUUUCAUGUGAAUAAAACUUUAAUUUUCC
Larimichthys crocea (large yellow croaker) is the source of this 537-nucleotide messenger RNA. RefSeq names its product cytochrome b-c1 complex subunit 10-like. The record is from RefSeq and is a predicted model, not a curated record. Gene Ontology annotation, biological process: mitochondrial electron transport, ubiquinol to cytochrome c. Gene Ontology annotation, cellular component: mitochondrial inner membrane. NCBI's taxonomy places the organism in Eukaryota, Metazoa, Chordata, Actinopteri, Sciaenidae. The transcript is spliced from 3 exons. The coding region runs from base 155 to 334 and encodes 59 amino acids.